This is a messenger RNA of Eupeodes corollae, 2514 nucleotides long. RefSeq lists its product as uncharacterized. Bases 376 to 2427 code for a protein of 683 amino acids. NCBI's taxonomy places the organism in Eukaryota, Metazoa, Arthropoda, Insecta, Diptera, Syrphidae. The transcript has 5 exons. The record is from RefSeq and is a predicted model, not a curated record.
AAACCUAAAACUGUCAGCUGCGAAACGAACGAAAAAAGGAAAAUACGAAAAAAGAGCAAAAAAAAAGAAAGGAAAAUUGAAUUUUCUUCAUCUAUCACUAUCAUCUUCCGCAAGAACUACAAAAAGAUUCUCCUCAAGAAAAGUGUAUUUUCCUUGAAGGAAUUUGUUGUAUUAGUCACUUUUUCCAUUCCGAAAAUAAGGAAAAAUCCUUAAAAUCAUCGUACCCAUGACCCGCAUGUUGUGUUUUUCGUAAAUAAAUUUGUAACUUGCCUACAACACCCCAGGUAGACAAGAGGAAAAACUAAAAAAUAAGUAGGUAAAUAAGAGAUAAGUUCUCGCUUGUGUGUCAGUGUCCAACGUCGCACCGUGUUCCCUAUGGAGACGCAGACGACUGACAAAAAUAUUGAAUUUGCCCAUCAUCCGCCGAGACCAUGGGUGGAUAAGGGCAAGUGCAACAAUAACAAUCUUUUCGAAGACAAAGAGAACUUCUGCGGAGCUGCAGAAGCUGGUAAGUUGAAAUUGGACAAAUGCCAAUGCCAUCGUAGUCAACAGCAGCAGCAACAAAUCCCAGCUAUCGAGCUGCCAGUGGCUGAAAGCUUUACUGCAGAUGAAGCCGGUGGUAUUGGUGUUGUAAACUUACACCCAUCCCAGACGACGGAAGCAACAAAUGACACCCGGUUCAACGGUGGCGACGAAGAUGAAUUGCCCAGCACUGCUUUGGCUGCACACUCGCCGCCAAACUCUAACCGAACCUCGGUUAACAAUUCCACCGACAACCUGUCGUACAACAGCGACAACUAUUACGUCGACGAACUGAUCGUCCUGCAGAACACACUCUCCGACGAGGAGGUCUCACUUAAUUCGGAUGAUUGCAUCUACGCCUAUCGCGGAGGAGCUGAAUUCGAUAUUGCCCUGGAACCAGCAAGGAAUAACAAUGCCGAAGACGAGACGGACUUCCUCGAAAUGGACUUUGAUCCGGAUCCCUCAUCGGAAGUAGAUCCCUCAAUAGAGUUGCGCUCAUUGCAAUAUCCUCCAUCUAUUUUCUUGACCAGUUCGGCGAGUGUAGGAGGACCGAACUUGCCCGAGAGGCAACUAUUUAGUUCGCCAAUUGAGGGAGGCGAUUCAGCACUCUGCCACCGAUGUCCAACAAACAAGGACUUUGCAAAACUCUCACUCAAUUUGACACAAAUUAAAUCGAGUUCGGUGGAUGGCGACGAUCGUAUAUCUCCAGUGACUGUCUCGUGUACCACAGAUGACUCUAGAUCAAAGGUUACUGGCGCCAAGCCGAAGCGCAUAACAGAGCGAAGCAUUUCCAUGACAAAGAACCGCAAAACGCAGUUUCUCUAUUCAAAAAUGAACAAGAACGGUGGAACUACGGCAUCUCUAUGUUCAGCUGGUAGUUUAGAUGAACGCGCUGGCGUAGCUGGAUUCCCCCCGCUGCACAGCGCCAAUGCAUACACUCGACGUGAUCUCUCUGAUGAAACGUGUUUAGAUUGUCUGGAGAAGGAAUUCCUUGCUAAUACAAUUGGAAAGCCAAUCGAAUGGUCUGAUUGUCCAAAGUGCAAGAACAAGCGAAGUCUCCACAUGAUGUCUGCGUUUGGACAUUGCAAUAGCAGCGGCAGCAGCCGCAGUAGUAGUAGCAAUACUGGCUUAGGAAUGAGUUCAAGUAGUAGCGUUUUGUGUUCCACCAAACCCCCGCCCUCAUCGUUGAGUUUCGACUUGAAUGACUUAUUGCCAACGGCGCGAGAAAAGGCGGCUUAUAAGGCUGAUGAAGCUUGUUAUAGUGGUAAUAGCAGUGGUAGUGGUUUGCAUAAGGGAGCAGCAAUUGUCGAGACCAAAAAGCUAACGCACAAGAGUUACCAAAGAGGAUCAUCGUGUGAUAAUUUUGAUGGAAAUAAACUUGCUAAGAGAUCUUCCGAUCAAGUUGUUUCAACAUUUCCAACUUUAAAUGCUGACGAAGGAACAAUAGUGCAGGCACUGGAAAAACUUCAUAUUCCUUUCAACAAGGAGCUCAUAAUAUCAUAUUUCCAAGCAAGUCCACCUGAAUUUAAAAAUCUCAAGCAAUUUAUUCUCCAUCAAUCCAAAAAGAAUUGUAAUUUUCCAAAGUUAAUGAAGCUAAUAGAAGUUGCAUGCAAUAACAAAGUUAACGUAGAAUUCCAACCGGAUAAACAAAGUUUGGAUAGAGAACCAGAAGUUCAAGAAGUUCGAGUGGCUGAUAUUCUACACCAAUGGACAAGAACAAAUAAUCUUGAAUUACUUAAACAAUUAGAUAAGCGAUUUAUGGAGAGUAAUGUUUUGGGAAAAUUAAUUUAUAUUAUAAGACAAGCACAGCAAAGAAAUAAUGCAAAACCACUUGCAGAUUAUAUUUCUAUUCCGCAGUAUUAUAAAUCUGGAUACAUUUCUAUUGUAACCAAAAAAACAAAAUAAACAAACAAAAGCAAAGCAAAUCAAAUCAAAUGUUAAACUGUCUACCUAGUAGUAAAAUAUGGUAAAUUUAAUUAAAAUAAAAUAAAA